CACCGUCUAUCGGUAACAUGACCAAAAUUCCAACCCUUUCUUCCAUCCCAUCCAACCUCGCCCGUCCGUCCAUUGGUCCUCAGGCUUCGGCCUUCACUUCAGCCUUCACAGCCUUCACAGCCCACCACCCGACUACACGACCACACGACCCCACGGUUCGUGCCGGGUGCGACACGCCUGAAAAGUACCUUCUAUCGGUAACAUGCCCGAAAUCCAAACCCACCCGCCCAUCCAACCUCAACCAUCAAUCCAUUCGUCGGAUGUUUACAUCGUGGCGAUGGUGGUGGUGGUGGUGGUUGCGGCCUCAAGCUUCAGCCUUCGUUUACUCGCUUGCAUGUCACACAUAAGCUGGGCUAGGCCAACCACUACCACUAGCAACAUCCACCCACGUUCCUGGAACCCGUCCGGAAGCAUGGAGUUUGGCGGAACCCGAGCAUCCCUGAGACAUUCCUUUAGUGGGAGUCUGGGGGGGAGUCUGAGAUCCGGAAAUCCGAGUCAGGGGUGCGAUUGGAAUAAAAGGGGCGUGCGUGGGUGGCCCGGGUGGGCAGUGGGCAGUGGGGGGCGGGGGCGGGGCGGUUUGGGUUUGGAUUUAACUUUGCGGGAGAAAAGCAAAGAAAGUGAUGUUUACCUACUAGAGCAGGGCAGGGCACUGGGCAGAAGCGCUAGGAAGUUGUGAGUACUUUACAUAUGAUCGCAGAGCUGUUCGUAUACCUACAUAAACUUCCACCGGCCCUGGAGCCAGUCUCCAGUCAAAAGCUGACGACGCUGGAGAUAUCUACUAGUACUAGGAACCUACAUAAUGUAGUAGUUAUAUAGAGUACUGUACUCUAGACUGGUCUGUUAUGUACCAUAUGGAGGGCCAUC
Messenger RNA from Tricharina praecox, 864 nucleotides. RefSeq lists its product as uncharacterized. The transcript has a single exon. The record is from RefSeq and is a predicted model, not a curated record. Lineage: Eukaryota; Fungi; Ascomycota; Pezizomycetes; Pezizales; Pyronemataceae. Bases 203 to 676 code for a protein of 157 amino acids.